CUCCCCUCAUGUUAUUGUCCCCUAAAAAGAGACUGAUGCAGACUGAGAGAAAAAGAGAUGGCAUAACAAAUUAGAACUGAUUUAGCCCAUGUUGAAAUAAUUCAUUGAAAAUUACAGGAUAUGGAUUCUCCAGUAUGUGUGGUAUGGUAUUUACUAUAUAUUGCUUACUCAAAUGCUUUUACAACGGAAGUGUUAAUUGAUACUGACAGCGUUAUACAGACAAUCCCAGACAGAUUCCUAAGUGUUACCAUAGAUACAGCACAAAUACAGGCAAAUUGGGCAACAUUAAACUUUAGUUCUCCAAAGAUACAGCGUCUAGCUGAAGGACUAGCACCAUGUUAUCUCCGUGUUGGUGGAUCAUCAGCUGACUUUUUACAAUUCAACCCUAGGGUACAGAGAGAGAAAAACAAUCAAAGAUCAGACAAUGAAUAUCUAAAAUUCAAGCCAUAUACAAGGAAAAAUAUACAAUUUGAAGAUGCAUUGGAAAUUCAGAAAUUGAAAAAUUUUACUAUGUCAGGUAAGCAGUGGGAUGAACUUAACCAUUUCGUAGAGCUGGUAGGAUGGGAUCUUAUAUUUGAUUUGAAUGGUCUUUUAAGGCAGAAUGGGAUUUGGCUACCAGAUAAUGCUAAACUAUUGAUGGACUACACAACACAGAAAGGAUAUAAAAUUGCUGGAUGGGAACUUGGCAAUGAGCCUGAUGUUUGGAGAAAUCUUGGUUAUAAUAUAAAUGGUUCUCAGCAUGCAACUGACUAUAGGAUGCUCCACAGUAUUCUGGAUAAGUAUCCACAGUGGAGAAACAGUAUUGUUAUAGGACCAAGUGUUACCAUGAUGUCUAAUAUAUACACAUAUAUGUAUCUAACAGAUUUCCUUGAUGCAGGUGGACCAGACAUUGUUUCUCACACUACAUUCCAUCAUUACUAUGGACAUGGUCCAGACAUGACUAUUGCUAAGUUCAUGGAUCCUAAACUCUUAGACAGUCUAAAACAUCAGAUAAAGUUGGCUCAAGGAUUAGCACCAUAUCCAAAGUAUGGCAAAGUCUGGUUAGGAGAAACAAGUUCAGCCUGGGGAGGAGGAGCUUCUGGUUUGAGUGACAGAUAUGUGGCUGGUUUUAUGUGGUUGGAUAAAUUAGGUGUGUCAGCUUCCUUAGGAAUAGAAGUUGUUAUACGACAAGAUUUUUAUGGAAAUAAUUAUGGAUUGAUUGAUCCAAAGACACUUGAUCCUAAUCCUGACUUAUGGUCAUCUUUCCUGUUUAAAAUAUUAGUUGGAGAAUCUGUACUGAAUGUCACCACGGAUGACCAGUCUGGAAACGUUAGAAUGUAUGCCCACUGUACUAACACCAAAAGAACUAAUUACAAGCCUGGUAGCAUAACAUUAUAUGGAAUGAAUUUGAGAACAGAACCUGCAACAGUUGUAUUCCCACAGUUUAAACCUGAUAUAAAACUUUACCUGUAUAUGAUAGAACCUGUUGGCAUAGAGGGAUUGAAAUCACAGACUGUUGCCUUGAAUGGGAAAACAUUAAAAGUGAGUCCUGAUUUAACCAUGUCACAAGUGACAGACAUUCCUGAAAUAGUUAAUGGAACAUUCACAUUUCCCCAGCAAUCUUUUGGGUUUAUAGUCAUACCAGAUGCUAAUGUUGCUGCAUGUAAAAACAGGAAGUGAAAUUGUAUGUGUUCACUUAACAGAUUUUAUACAAAAUCUCAGAACUGGUACUCACAAUGAUAUACUGUCAUUUGUUUUUUGUCAAUCUAAUUCUGAUGUUUGGAUUGUAGAUAUAUUAGUAGUUCAUUUAUAAUUUGUUGUAAUAUUGUUCUUGUAUUUGA
Mytilus trossulus (common blue mussel) is the source of this 1820-nucleotide messenger RNA. RefSeq names its product heparanase-like. Lineage: Eukaryota; Metazoa; Mollusca; Bivalvia; Mytilida; Mytilidae. The record is from RefSeq and is a predicted model, not a curated record. Bases 121 to 1659 code for a protein of 512 amino acids. The transcript has 11 exons. Gene Ontology annotation, molecular function: hydrolase activity, acting on glycosyl bonds. Gene Ontology annotation, cellular component: membrane; extracellular matrix.